Molecule: messenger RNA, 2019 nt
Organism: Electrophorus electricus (electric eel)
Lineage: Eukaryota; Metazoa; Chordata; Actinopteri; Gymnotiformes; Gymnotidae
Source: RefSeq, a predicted model, not a curated record
CUUGACACUUACUUUUUACCUUUGGUACUAGAGUCAGUGCGUGCUGUAGACGAAAGAAAUAUCGAGUCACUAGCUAAGAUAUUGUAUUGCGUGAAAAUAGCUGCGUGACGAUGGCAGGAUCUGAGCAAAACAAAUUGUGGGGCGGCAGAUUCGUUGGGAAUACAGACCCUAUAAUGGAGUCGUUCAACGCGUCGAUUGCAUACGACCAACGAAUGUGGGAUGCCGACAUCAGGGGAAGCAAAGCCUAUGUCAGGGCACUGCAGAAAGCAAAUCUGGUCACUCAGCACGAAAUGAAUCAGAUUCACGUCGGCCUAGACAAGAUUCAUGGAGAAUGGUCCAGUGGUAAAUUCCAGAUCAAGCCAGGAGAUGAAGACAUUCACACAGCCAAUGAGCGUAGACUAAAGGAACUAAUUGGAGAAGCCGCUGGUAAGCUUCAUACAGGCAGGAGCAGGAAUGAUCAGGUUGUCACAGAUAUGAGGCUCUGGUUACAGGAUGCUAUUGCCACUCUGAAGGGAAAUACCAUAGACCUUAUAAACACUAUGGUGGAAAGGGCAGCAAUAGAGAUUGACAUCCUUUUUCCUGGAUACACUCACAUGCAGAGAGCACAGCCAAUCAGGUGGAGCCACUGGAUUCUCAGUCAUGCUGUGGCUCUGAGCAGAGAUGUGGAGCAUGUGGAGGAAAUUAGGAGGCGUGUCAGUGUUCUGCCUCUGGGAAGUGGAGCUAUUGCUGGGAAUCCUUUCAGCAUUGAUCGGGAACUUCUUCGGAAAGAGCUAGACUUUAAUGAGAUCAGCAUCAACAGUAUGGAUGCUACCGGGCAGAGAGAUUUUGUUGCUGAGUUCCUGUUUUGGGGUUCAAUGUGUCUCAUGCACCUUAGUAAGAUGGCAGAAGAUUUGAUCCUGUACAGCACCAAGGAGUUUUCUUUUGUCUCUCUGUCUGAUGCAUACAGCACCGGGAGCAGCCUGAUGCCACAGAAGAAGAAUGCAGAUAGCCUGGAGCUCAUCCGCAGCAAAGCUGGACGAGUGUUUGGCAGAUGUGCAGGUUUUUUGAUGACACUGAAGGGCUUACCCAGCACAUACAACAAAGAUUUACAGGAGGAUAAAGAAGCUAUGUUUGAUACCUAUGAUACAUUACAUGCUGUACUGCAAGUAGCUACAGGUGUUAUGUCUACACUCAAGGUAAAUCAAAAAAACAUGAAGGCAGCUCUCAGCCCAGACAUGCUGGCCACUGAUCUGGCCUAUUACCUAGUUAGAAAAGGAAUGCCCUUUAGGGAAGCUCAUAGUUGCUCAGGAAAAGCUGUAUAUCAUGCUGAGUCUAAAGGCAUCCCACUGAGCCAACUUACUGUUGAGGACCUCCAUACUUUCAGUCCCCUGUUUGAUAGUGACGUGUCCUCAGUGUGGGACUACACAAGCAGUGUGGAGCAGUACAGCGCACAAGGUGGCACUGCAAGGAGCAGUGUUGCAUCACAGAUAGAACACAUGAGAGCCUGGCUGAAGGAACAUAGAGGAUAACUUGUCUUUUUCAUAUACAUUACAGUGGUACUGCGGAGUACAUAGGGCUGCAAGAUAUGAACAGUAGAGAUGGUGGGAUGUGAUUAUGCAUAUUUACAUAUAUUGUGAUAUUAUGCGUUGCAUUACAAUAGAAAUUUAAGAAUAAUUUACCAAACUUUUGUGUGCUUGUUAGAUUGUGAAUGCUAUGAUUACGGCUUACAGCACACAAUGAAAAAAAAUGAACUAAUUUGCAUUUUUCAGCAUCUUAUAGCCAUCUGUGAUGUCAGCAUUGCAAAGGCUGAUAAUUGCAGCUCUAUACAUUAUAGCAAAAUGCUUAGAAUAGAUACAACUUGAUAGACAUUAUACAUGACAGUUAUCUCAUGUCAAAAUUCUAAACACAAACCAGUUAACAAUUUUUACCUGUUUACCCAGACACACUGAAAAGCAGCAAUCCUAAUGUAAUCUGCUCCAUAUUAAACUUUACACCAAGAUAAUUUCAAAUAAAAUAAAUUCAAAUACUGGAAUUUAAAAA